AUGUAUCGCAAAGCGUAUCAGAAGCACGAAGCCGCCAGCAAAGCCUAUAAUCUGGCCCGUUGGGAGUAUGACUGUCUAUGCGACCCUACUCGGGUUCCUGUCAGAGUCUUGGAUACAUCCACACAUGACCCAAAGAACGACCCCGCGGACGAUGACGUACCAGACGUCCACGGUGCGCUCAGACCCGAUCUGUGCGUGUACUUUGGCGGGGACAGCGUCACCGAUCGCCCCGACGUCGCUCUUUCGGACGCAGAGAAGGACAAGUGGUACAAGGACAAGGUGGCGAACAUCACGGACGAAGAAUCCAAGUCGAUCUACGAACAUCACAGCAAGUGUCUUGGAAAAGCCUCCCUCGCCGACGUUCUUGUGCCGAUCGAAGUCAAGGCUGACCCGAGCGACUCCGCGUUCACGUUCCCUGGCAUCACUCCCGCCGGCAAGAAGGCCAACAAGCAGUCAGUCGUUCGCGAACCGGUCAAAUCACAUGGACAGGUCAACCAGUACUGCGCGGCGAUCCUGGAGAGGCAGCACAGGACCAAGCUCAUUGCGCUAUACGUCUGUCGCUACCAAGCGCGGAUCAUUGUAGUGGAUCAUGGGUCCUUCAUAAUCUCCGAGCCGUUCGGAUGGCGUACGAAGGACGACACGACGCUGUACGAGUUCUUCUGGCGCGUCGCGCUCCUCUCCAGUGGAAAUUCUAAGGGGGUCCUGGGCCUAGACCCCUCGGUCACACGUCAGUCGAGCACCCUCAGACCGGGGUUGCGCGACGAGUGGGUGGCCUACAUCUCGCGCAAGAUGCGCCUCUCCAUGCCCACUUCGCAGUGGCCCUUCUACCGUCUCAGCAUAGGCGGCAAGAAGUAUCUGAUCGCGGCGCCAAGCACCACGACCAGCGCGCUCUUCGGGCCUUCCCGUCGCAUCUUCAUCGCCUACUGCGAGGACGACGACGAGUUGCGCACGGUCAAGGACUACUGGCGACUCGACUCGGACGACCCGAUUCCACUCGAACACGACACUUAUGCCCGCCUCGCUCUCCACAAGGUCAGGAAUGUGCCCGAGUGCGUCUGCGGGGAAGACGUCCGAACCGGUGGACCAGACGGCGACCCGCAGCGUACGGCGACACUGGAUCGGUGGGGGCCCAACCCCAAGGCGAACACGCUCGUGCACUAUCGCAUCGUUUUGAAGCAAGUGUACAAGCCGCUGCUCAACUUCGGCGACUUCCGCAGCUUGUGCGGAUACCUAGUGGACGCCAUGGAAGCGCACCUCGACGCGUGUGAGAAGGCGCGUGUGAUACACCGCUCGAUCAGCAUCUGGAGCGUUGGUCUCUACGUUUUCCCGGGUGAAGUGACCCAGCCUCGCUGCCUGCUCGGCGAUUGGGAGUGGGCGAAGACGCAAGAAGAGAUCGCCCAGAAGAAGGCUCGGCGAGAAGGCGCGUGGUACUUCCAAUCAGCGCUGGUGGCGAGAUUCCCUGCUCGUGGCUACGCCAUCUCGGACGACGUUGAGUCGUUCGUUCACCUCUUCCAGUACACCGUCUUGCGCUUCACCCCGACGGUUUGCACACCACUCUUG
Messenger RNA from Epithele typhae, 1560 nucleotides. RefSeq lists its product as uncharacterized. The record is from RefSeq and is a predicted model, not a curated record. NCBI's taxonomy places the organism in Eukaryota, Fungi, Basidiomycota, Agaricomycetes, Polyporales, Epitheliaceae. The annotation marks the transcript as partial. The transcript has 4 exons.